ACAGAAGUGGUCGGUUUCAUCAUCCAAUGGGCUCUGCGUGUUUGUGGAUGUGACACUGCAGUGGAAGGAGGCCAAGAGCCUAUAGUAGCAAUCCUGGGGAAAACUUAAACAGCUGUGGCCAUGUAAUUUAAAACCUCUGAAAUGUGUGUGCUGCGGUUCGUGCACAGCGUUAGUAUAACAUGAGGACUGGAUGUAGCCAGUUUUCCGGAGGACUUCCUUGCCUGCUGCAGGAAGGAGAGACUGGAAGACAAACCUGGGUGCAGCCAGAAAGGUCCAGAUAGAUGAGCUUGUGGCAUCCAUUCGCUAAAUUCAGGGACUACUCGUACCUCAGCUGGGUCUCAUUGUUCCUGAACUACAUUAGUUAAAAUUACCCAAACUUGGGUUUCAAAGGAAUAGUUUUAUUGUUCCAUCUGUCACACCAAGUAAUUGGGGCCAGCUGGAUGUCAGGAUGCGUGUGGUUACCAUCAUAAUCCUGCUGUUCUUUUGUAAAGCCGCUGAGCUCCGCAAAGCAAGCCCUGGGGGUUCCAGAAGCCGAGCAAAUCAUGGCCGGGCUAGUGGGGGCCGCAGAGGCUCCAACCCCGUCAAACGAUACGCACCAGGCCUCCCUUGCGAAGUGUACAUGUAUCUUCACGAGAAAUACUUAGACUGUCAAGAAAGAAAGCUAGUUUAUGUGCUGCCUGACUGGCCUCAAGAUUUGCUGCACAUGCUAUUAGCAAGAAACAAGAUCCGUAUAUUAAAGAACAACAUGUUUUCCGCAUUCAAAAAGCUGAAAAGCCUGGAUCUGCAACAGAAUGAGAUCUCCAAAAUAGAGAAUGAGGCCUUCUUUGGUUUAAAUAAACUUACCACUCUUUUACUGCAGCACAACCAGAUCAAAAUCUUGACAGAAGAGGUGUUCAUUUAUACACCUAUCCUGAACUACCUGCGUCUUUAUGACAACCCCUGGCACUGUACUUGUGAGAUGGAAACACUUAUUUCAAUGUUGCACAUUCCAAGAAACCGAAAUUUGGGGAACUAUGCCAAGUGUGAAAGCCCACAAGAACUAAAAGAUAAAAAACUGCGGCAGAUAAAACCUGAACAGUUAUGUGAUGAAGAAGAAAAGGAAGAAUUGGACCCCAAACCCCAACUGUCAGGGAGACCCCCAAUUAUCAAGCCUGAGGUGGACUCUUCUCUUUGCCACAAUUAUGUGUUUCCCAUACAAACGCUGGACUGCAAAAGGAAAGAGUUGAAGAAAGUUCCAAACAAUAUCCCUCCAGAUAUUGUUAAACUUGACAUGUCAUACAAUAAAAUCAAGCAACUUCGACCCAAGGAGUUUGAAGAUGUUCACGAGCUAAAGAAAUUAAACCUCAGCAGCAAUGGCAUUGAAUUCAUAGAUCCUGCUGCUUUUUCAGGGCUCACACAUUUAGAAGAGUUAGAUUUAUCAAACAACAACCUACAAAAUUUUGACUACGGAGUAUUAGAAGACUUGUAUUUUUUGAAACUCUUGUGGCUCAAAGAUAACCCUUGGAGAUGUGACUACAACAUCCACUACCUCUACUACUGGUUAAAGCACCACUACAAUGUCCACUACAAUGGCCUGGAGUGCAAAAUGCCUGAAGAAUACAAAGGGUGGUCUGUGGGGAAGUAUGUUCGGAGUUACUAUGAAGAAUGCCCCAAAGACAAAUUACCGGCAUACCCUGAAACAUUUGACCAGGAAACAGAAGAUGAUGAAUGGGAAAAAAUACAUAGGGAAAGCACAGCAAAGAAGCAAAGUGUAAGAAUCACUAUAAUAGGGUAGCUUAGAAAUGGUCACAUCUAGUUUUGUAUUGUUAUACUAGUAUCAGAAAAUUGUAUGUUUCCAUUUUAAUUACCUAUGUUGCCUAUUUAUACAGGGCUAUCCAGCUACAUGAAGUUUCCUUUAAUUAUUUUAAUAUUUUUAUUGUGACAAUUAUAGUAAUCAGGGGAAUACUCUCAUCCUGCCUGCCUGGUUGCAGAUCAGCCUUUGGUGACAAUUCUACACCAGGUAACUAGCAGGCGUCUGAAUCCUCACGAUGGCAUUAGAGUUUCUGUAAUGUCCUGUAUAAAUAUUUUUACUUUUGGAAAAUAAUAAAAAAAAACUUGUUUCAUUUUACAUGCUUUUAAAUAGCUUCUUCUAUAUACUUAAAGAUGGUCAAAGUGCAAAGAUACAAAUGCUUAGUUAUAAUAAAAUGUCAUUCUCUCCACUUGGCCCCUACCCUGCUUUUUUUUUUUCUUGUUCAUUAAAUAAGUUUAUACAUUGAAUAAAUUUCCAUUUCUGAUUCCUGUGCAUUUCAGAAUGAGGUCCUGGUAAACUCAAAUUCUCAACUCUUCACUGAUUCUUGCAAAAAAAAAACCUGUCAAGCUACAACUGAAGGAGAAUUGUCACAAGCAAUAAGUAGGGAAUCUGAGAAUUAUAUUGGAGGCUGGUCAGAAGAUGGGACACUGUGAAGAAGUUGUAGAUGGUGUGAAUCAUGAGUCCUAAAGAGGUAUAAACACUAAUAAAUGUGGAAACAGCAUUGGUUUCUGAACUAGGGAACCAAUGGGAAAGACCUAAGUCCUUCCUGCUGAACAAGUAUGUUAAGAAGCGUAAGACAAAGGGUGAAAUUAGGAUUCAAAGUCAUCGUUUGGGAUGAAGAGAAAACAAGGGAGUUAUAGCAGGUGCAAUUGAGGGAGGGACUGGCACGGAAGAGAAACCCCUGAGAUUUGAACUUGAGGGUUAAAAUUAGCUCACCUAGAGAAACACAUCACCAGGAAAGAAAAACAGGAAAUACCUGGAAACAUUAAGUCCCUUACCCAGCAGUUUGCAUUUCUGUAAUCAGUUGUACCCUGCAUACAUUAAAAGAAAAAAGUACAUAUUCUUAGAUACACUACUUUUUCCUGUUAAGAGAUUUCUUUUUCAUGUUGAGUUUAAUAAAUUCUCUUCUCCUGUCGAAGUAGUCUUAGGAAGUUUAGCAGUUGGUCUUGAUAUUUGCACAAAUUCUCAAAGCAGAGAUGAUGAUUUAUGACUAAUAGUACUGAUCAUUUCUUAAGCAUCUACUAAAUGCCAAACUGUCAGCUUUAAGUUUCACAUACUCUAUUUCUAAUCCUCACAAUAUCCCUCUGAGAGAUAAGGAAUCGAAGCAUUAGGGUUUAGAUAAUUACGCCUAAGCCCUUUCUCCUAUGCGGGUCUACAGAAUGCUCUCUGAAAAACUACCCUUGGCCAUAGCUGCCUUACAUUAGAACUUCCACAACCAGACUUCAAAACAGGAACAGAGGUACCAGGAAAGUUAAGCCUUUUUUCUGCAGAAACACACAUGAGGGUCACUGGCAGGAAGGAGUCUGGUCAUUUAAAUCUGUAUGAAUAUGUAGAAUAAAUCAAGAGAAUAGAAAACUAGAGCUGAUGGUUCAGGAGAUGACUGGAUUGUGAGAUUCUGACCACUCUGCCCAUUUUACCAAUGGUUUGGGUCAGGGGUAGAGCCUUAGAGACAGACACUAGUUCUCAAUGAAAAUCAUCAAAUUAUUCACUAUGCAGUAUUAAAGGCAGCUCUUGAAUUUGAAAUGAAGAGACAUAUUAAAUUCAUUUAUUUUUCAUGCACUCAGAGUAAAAUACUCAAUAAGUCUCCCAAGUGGGACUUCCUAGGAGAUGGAGGCAUGCAUGCAGUGGGGACAUGAGGGUGCUGGAAAGAAAUCAGAUUAAAUAUGACUCAGAGAAAGAGUUCAAGCUACUCUCUAGUUUAAUUUUUGGAGGCUAGUUGGGGAUUUUAUUCGUUGAUUUUUAUAAUCAGUAUCGUCCCCCCAGGAUCCAUUUGGAAAUAAAGCUCUGGAACACAUCGAAAAAGAAAUUGAUCCAGACCAUCCAAAAGUAAGUCAGUUUGAGUUGUUAAUAUCCCCUAGGGUCUAAAUUGAAGUGCAUUUUUUGAAAGCUUGAGAUUUUCCACCUCUCUCUAUCAGAGUUUAUACUUUUUAAGGGAAGCACAAUUGACCAAUCAUGGAAUGAACAAUUAGGAAAUUCCUGUUCUGCCAGUUUCUUGAAAGUUUAAUGAUUUACCUUUGGGCCUUCAUUCAAUAGAUGAUGAAGUUCAGGAGAUUGAAAAAUAGAUUUUAUGGUAGUCAAAAAUAUAAUCCUGAUAGACUGUGGUGGAGGACUGUGGGUGCCUUGGUGUAGUGUGGUAACAUACACCUGAAGAUGUGUGAUCUUAUAUCUCUAAAUCAUGUAUGGUGUUGCAU
This is a messenger RNA of Talpa occidentalis (Iberian mole), 4200 nucleotides long. It is a transcript of the gene LRRC17, whose product is annotated as leucine rich repeat containing 17. NCBI's taxonomy places the organism in Eukaryota, Metazoa, Chordata, Mammalia, Eulipotyphla, Talpidae. Gene Ontology annotation, molecular function: protein binding. The transcript is spliced from 4 exons. Bases 449 to 1774 code for a protein of 441 amino acids. The record is from RefSeq and is a predicted model, not a curated record.